GAGGGCUAAACAGCGAAUUCCUGCACCGCCGCGUUACUUCGAGCCUCGAAGCAGCAGGCCUGGUUGCCAAGCGGAUGGCGAGGCCCGAAGACCUGUCGGGCGGCAUGCGACGAAGACUGGGGGUCGCGCUGGCUACGGUUGCUCUGCCCAGGGUUUUAGUCCUGGACGAACCUUCCGCUGGACUUGAUCCAGAGGCGCGACGUGAGCUGUGGGAUCUGUUGUUGCAGCUUCGUAAGCAGUGCAGCGUGUUGCUCACGACGCACGACAUGGAAGAAGCUGACGUCCUCGGGGAUCGCGUGGUCAUCCUCAGCAGAGGACAUGUUGUGGCAUCUGGAACGCCUAUGUUUCUCAAACGGCUCUUCGGCACUGGAUACCAUGUUCGGAUCGCCAAGGAUCCCACGAGGUGUGACUUGAAGGUUCUUCUGGAGGCCGUGCGUGGCGCUGUUCCCGGUGCCAAGUUGCACACUGAUACCCGACACGAGACAGUCUUUUCGCUGGGCCAGGCCAGUUCCGCGACUCUGGUGGACCUUUUCCGUCGACUUGAGGAAGACCGAAAGAAGAUGGGAGUGCUUGCAAUGGGAGUGACGCUCACCACUAUGGAAGACGUCUAUCUCAGGCUGCACCGGGACGUAGACGUUGGCCCAGGGUCGAGAGAGCAGCUUGAUGUGACACAAGACCCCGACGUGAGGGCCGUGUGUGCUGCCCGUCGCCGGGACUCCGCUGGUACGGUCUACCGCGCAAGGGCCCUAUUCUGGAAGCGCUUGGUCUAUUCCAAACGCAUCUGGGCACUUCCACUGAUCUGCAGCCUCCUGCCUGCCGCGCUACUCGCAUUCCAAUUUCGUCUCGAGCGUCACAUCGUGGGUCUUCUGGUGCACGACGCUUCCGGUGGUUCACCCCCCGCCACCCUCUCGCUCUUUCUGCCCGACAUGUACGGGGCCAUCACCAACUUUGUCUCCUUCGACGACAGUUCUGCCGAGGUUGCGCGAGAUUUUUAUUUGCCGCUGCUGGAGUCGGAUUCUGCGUCUGCCGUAGCCAUCUGGGACGACCCGGUGCAGUCCCUGUUGGAAGUGGCGGAGAAGGACAGGGCAGCCUACGUGAAGCAGUUUUUGGUGGGAGCGAGAUUCUUCACAACGCGAACCACGGACAAUUCUUCCGAGCACAUCGUCGAAGCGUGGUACAACCCCGAGGCCGCUCAUGCUAGAACAAUCUCCCUCAAUCUGGUGCACACGGCUCUUCUGCGAUAUUAUUCCGGCGGAAGAAUGGCACGGAUAUCCACUAGUCUCCGGGCAGAACAGUGGAGCGCUCUCGGUGUGGAGUCCGGCCUGGACCCCGAAGAUAUCAUGGCGCUCCUGGUGCCCCGAUUCGUCCGUGCUCUAUUCCUGCCAAUGGCUACCUGCUUCGCUCUCGCGGGAUUCGUGCUCUUUCCUCUGUCGGAACGCGCUGCUGGCUUCAAACACCUACAGCUGAUGGCGGGCGUGCCUGGACACCUCUACUGGGGUGUCAGCCUCGUCUGGGACCUGGGGUUGUACAGUGCUACGGGGCUCUGCUGUGUUGCGCCCUUACUGCUCCAAACCAGUACUAUAGAGGGAACACUGACUGCCGUAGCUGGGCUCUAUUGGGCCUUCUCUGUGGUUGGCAUAUCUCUGGCAUACUUGGGUUCCUUCCUGUCUCAGUCGCCAGCCGUCGGUUUCGUCGUAGUGGCGUUACUGUUCUUCUUCGGCGGUGCAGCAUCAACAUUAGCUCACGUGCUUCUUGCCUAUAUGGAAGCCUUUGGUGGUGGUCCAGCACGCAAUAAAAGCAGCGCCCUGGAGAUGACACUUUCCAGUCUGCCAGUGUUCACGUUCACUUGGGGUCUUACUAAGGUGCUGCAAUUGAACGAUGAGAAUCGGCUCUGCAUGCGACUCGACACAGAGUCACUCUUCCAGUUCUGUGCCGGCCUCAAUGCUUCAACUUUAGCCCCCCUGCUGCGAGGAAUGGAUUACUGUUGUGGUGGUGUUCGGCACAAUGGCAUCCCGAGACUUAUGCAACCUUUAGCCAUGCAUAUGGAUGGUGUAGGCUGGGAGAUCUGCCUGUUGCUUGUCCAGGGAAUCAUCGCUCUCACCGUCUUACUUGUACUCGACUCUGGAUAUCCGCAAGCGACGUGGGGUGUGUUUGUCCGUACAUACCAGCCUCAAAGCCCUGCACCGCCUCCGGAAGAUCCAGACGUCGCCACUGAACGCUGCCGUGUACGCGAAAUUAUCAGCAGGAAGUCCAGCGACCUGGAAGGGCGGGUUCUCGUGGUGGACAGCCUCUGCAAAGCCUAUGGAGCCCUGAACGCGGUCAAGAGCCUGGACCUCGCGCUUCGUCCACGAGAGUGCUUUGCACUUCUGGGUGUAAACGGCGCGGGGAAGUCGACAACUUUCGGUAUGCUCACGGGACGUCUGUUCGUGACACGAGGCACGGCGUACACACGCCAUGCUGUGCUCACUGACGACCUCAAGAAGUGGCAAGAAAACAUCGGCUACUGUCCGCAGCAGAAGGGGUUGCUUGGACGGUUGACGGGCCGUGAGGCUCUGGUGCUUUUCGCACGCCUGCGUGGGGUGUCAAACCAACAUGUUCCGCAACUGGUGAAAAGCUUGCUACGCGUCCUCGACCUUGAACAACACGCAGACAGGCGCAGCUCAUCAUAUAGUGGAGGAAACCGUCGUAAGCUUUCGGUAGGCCUUGCCCUGGUGGGCCUUCCAGACGUCGUAUUUCUGGACGAGCCCAGCGCUGGCGUCGAUGUCGUUGCCAGGUCCAAGAUAUUUCGCUCACUGGAUGCGCUAAGACACACAGCUGGUAUCGCCGUUCUUCUAACAUCGCAUAGUAUGCAAGAAUGCGAACGCACCUGCGACAGAGUCGGUAUUUUGGUGAACGGGGAGCUGGCAUGCUUGGGUAGCAUCCAACACCUAAAGGAACGCUUUGGAAAGGGAUACAGCAUCACCGUCAAACUUCCAGCACAUCGUACGAGUGAUGCCUCCGCCCUUAAGGUGACGAUGGAGCGCGUUUUUCCCGGCAUUCAGCUCAGGGACUGUUAUCAGGGACUGUUGGAGUACCAGCUGGACACCUGCCUGCCAUGGAGUUCAUUGUUCCAGCGAGCAUCGGAUGUCCAAGCACUGCAUCAGUGCGAGGACUUCCUCAUCAGCGAUACCACUCUCGAGCAGGUCUUCAUCAGGCUAGCCAAACGACGCCAUCCUCCUGUGCGAGUCUAGACCCCACUCGUUCCGUCCGCCUUCUCAUCUCACCGGAGGCUUUUGAUUGGAGCGAUCACAUUGACAUGAUCCAAGAAAUUGUUUUAAGCUCGCAGAAGACAAUGCGAUAAUUAUUGUAUAUGCAACGAUAUGACCUGUCAUGCUUGAACUCGAUUCGAUUUACAUUAAACAUGAAAGUAACGAUAGAGCUGAAUCUGCA
Molecule: messenger RNA, 3429 nt
Organism: Ornithodoros turicata
Lineage: Eukaryota; Metazoa; Arthropoda; Arachnida; Ixodida; Argasidae
Product: retinal-specific phospholipid-transporting ATPase ABCA4-like
Exons: 12
Coding region: 75-3230 (1051 amino acids)
Biological process (GO): transmembrane transport; lipid transport
Cellular component (GO): membrane; intracellular membrane-bounded organelle
Molecular function (GO): ATP hydrolysis activity; ABC-type transporter activity; ATP binding
Source: RefSeq, a predicted model, not a curated record